Messenger RNA from Trichosporon asahii var. asahii CBS 2479, 1329 nucleotides. RefSeq lists its product as uncharacterized. Bases 1 to 1329 code for a protein of 442 amino acids. The record is from RefSeq and is a predicted model, not a curated record. The transcript has 2 exons. Lineage: Eukaryota; Fungi; Basidiomycota; Tremellomycetes; Trichosporonales; Trichosporonaceae.
AUGCAGCCACAGUCUUCUUCAGCUCUGGUAACCUCUGGUGAAGAGCCAUAUGGACCAACCCCAAGGACCAAGCAGGUGCAUGCAGAUGCACCUGUGGGCUGGAAGGCAAAAAAGGCUGCAAGGUGGAGGAGGGGCAAAAACAAGGCUCGUCACCAGCAAUCACACUUCUCGCUUCCACCCAACUAUUCUGUGAGUCUCUCUACGCUCCCUGCGCUUCCCCUUGCUGACAGACAGCCUACACAUAACUUCCAUGUCACUGUCAAGGACAUCCUAGACUUCAACAACGUCUACAUGUUCCCCUUCCCAGACAAUCAGCACUUUCUCCUCUCGCUCCCUGAGCAUCAACUUCAAGACGCAGACGUCCCCAAGCAUCCAGUGUGGCGCUUCAUCAACACAAUUGAUACUGGCGCGAUCGACAUGCUUGUUUAUGCGGUUCAACAGAUACAGCAGGCUCCUGGAAUCACUGCUGCGGUCUCUGAGACGCACGGUGUUCACCAGUUCUGGCUCGGCGUUUGGUCCAAAUACAGCAAAAUCGCAUUUUUGAGCUCCCACUCGCGCCCGCAGCACCCUCAAGCUCAGCAAGCAGUGGACUUCCUUCGCUUCGUCUUCGACUCAUGCACGCGGAAGCUCAUGAAGCACCUCAAUGCGGUCGACCCUGACACAGUCAAGAUCAUGAAGCAAGCGCAUCGAGCGAACUGGGACCUACUUGCCGAACUCCACCUUCGUCACUCCAGUGGUCUACUCCAGCAGACACAGUAUGACCAGUUUCGUCUCACUGCGGUGGCCAUGGAGGAGCGCUCCUCAACUUCGACUUUGCCCCCUCAACCCUCUCCCUCAUUCACCAACCAACCCCACACCGCAUCCAAGAAGCCCACCAAACGUCGCAAGCGCAACCAGGCCGCGUCCACUCUCACCACCAAUGACCCCAAUGUCUUCGGCCAUCAGCAUGUGCGCUUCGGCAGUGCAGGCACCAUGCUUGCGGUCUCCCUCGGCGAAGUGCCAGUCUGGCAUCGCGACCUCGGCGACUCCAUGCGCGUGCCCUCCAUUGUCUUCACCACCAAGAAGGCUAUCCUCUCAAUCAUCAUUGAAUGCGGCACGAAGAAGACCCUCGUCACUGUCAAGAUUAACCCUGGUGAUGUGGUGGGUUUCACAGCGCAGCGCUACCUCCACAAACUCGUGCGCGAUCCCAGUGACAAGUCUGAUGGUGAGUUUAUGGUGUUCACAGCUUGGACAGAGGAGUACACUGAGGAGCUUGCGACCGAAGAGGGUGCACUGGACCGCAUCCUGGACAAGAUUGAGAAGGAGGCAGUGGAUGGCUUCAUAGUAUAA